Messenger RNA from Peniophora sp. CBMAI 1063, 2328 nucleotides. The record is from the annotation of a GenBank genome assembly. NCBI's taxonomy places the organism in Eukaryota, Fungi, Basidiomycota, Agaricomycetes, Russulales, Peniophoraceae.
AUGGCGGCCCCACAGCUGUCUUUAGCUGGCGUGAACAUCGAUCCCAACACCGUGACUUUCGCCCGCGAACAAGAUGGCGGCAACAAGAUCUCUUUCGGUAUUCGCAUCGUCUACAACGAAUGGCGCGCGGCAGCGCUCUCUCUGCACACCAGGCAGUGGGCGGUGUUGAAUCACGACCAGGCAGAACGUAUACGAGAGGACCUGAGGGCUAUCGGUCUUGGAAGCAUCAUUCCAAAGAAAGAGUUCAUGCGCUCGAGUGCUGUUCUGCCCGGUACGGUGGAGCUGGUUCACCCAUAUCGUGCAUCCUUUAUGGUCGGUAAAACGAAGACCAUCUUGGACAAUCUCUCAGCCGGAACACUGUUGAUACAUCAGAUGAGAUAUAUCUUCAUGUAUAUACUCCCUGCAUCGGUGCAACAUCUUCACAGGCAUCCGCCGUGUCAGGCUAUAUACGCCUACGCCGGAAAUCCUGGGCUUGCGUUCGCUGAACAUUCUCUUGAUACAUUCAUUCGUCGUGCACUUGCUGUCAGAGACGGGAUCUCUGUCCCCUCGCCUUCCCCAACUACUCCGCGUCCCUUUGGCCUACCUCCCAAACCCGCUUCGGUUGUGCCAGCACCUAUUGCGUCCACAAGCACUCCGUCGACGAACCAAACGUCCUCCGUGGCCUCAUCAUCAGCGUCUGCGAGACGUGGCUCGAUAUCGAACACUGCUGGGGAUAGCCUGAGUCUCUCCGUCCCCAUGAAGCGACCGCAUUCGGCAUUCGCGGGCUUCGAGGAUGAGAGCAGUCGCGCCAAGGCGCGUAGACUAGACGGGCAGCAGGGGUUGAUGCCUUUCAAGUCUGCUGGUGCAUCCGCCGUUCAACCAGCGCGCAUGACUGCAGUACCUCCCACAUCGCGAUCGAUGUCUUCUUCAUCCGCCUCUCGGAUGUUCGUCACAAACACGGAGAAGAACGUACCUCCCACGAGUGAUUCGUCGGCGUUGAGCAGCUCUCCAGGCAUCUCGGGCCCGAGUGCUUUUGCCUCGAUGUCAGCAACCCCCCGCUCUACGUCUUCACAAGUCGCAAACCCAACUGCGAAGACAGCAUUUCCACCAUCCAUGUUUGUUCCAAAGCCCUCUAGCCGUGAAUUGCCUUCAAGCCAUGCGCCUUCGGCAUCAUCAGCCGCUUCGGGCGUACCUCGGACACAUCAGGCGGCGUCCCAUCUCGCGGCGUCUUCUAUCCCUUCCUCGUCUAGUUCAGAGGCGCAAAGGGUGAAGCGAUUGCAAGACGAGAGAGACGCUAUGGUCAAAUACGCGCGAGAACAGAGCCAACGGCUUGAAGCCGCUCAAUCACAACUUGCUGCCCAACAGGCCCAGAUUGCGGAGCUGGAAAUGCUGCGUAAAGAGGUUGCUCGGCUUCGGGAGCUCCCUGGCGAUAGCGUGCAGACGAUAUCAACCCUCGCGCGAGCACAGAAGACCCUGUCCGAGGAGAUUACACUCCGAGACGAACGGUUGAAUGCUCUGAGUCAGGAGGUCGCGCAAGUUCCAGAACUUCGCGCGACUAUACGGGAGCUCGAAGUCCGAGCAGCCGACGCAGACACUCUGCGCCAGAGUGUUGCCAAUCCCGAGUCUCUACGAGACGUAGAGAACGAGUUGACAGCCUCCCGGGCACUCGUCGAGCAACUGAAGCGUGAUGCAGAUGCACUGGUUCAACAGCGCGAUGCGAUCGAAUGUGAUCUGUCCCAAGUUCGGGAAGCCAAUGAUAGGCUGAAAGAGCAAGUCGCAGAAGUCGAGAUUCUGCGAUCUCGCGUGCAAGAGCUUGCGCCUUUCAAAGACAAGGCCAAGCUUCUGGUACAGCUUGCUCAGAAGCUUAAGGCGGAUCACGACGAGCUUCGUAGUCGAUUUCUGGCGCAAGAGACGGAACUCGGCGCUCUACGGCGGGCAAACCUGGGGAAGACUCGGCCCCCGUCAGAACCCGCUUCGCCAUAUGUGCACACUUCAGAAGAGACAAGGGAAAUGAACACGCAGCUCGAAUGCAAGGCACAUGAUACGGCAGUGUUGACAAGACUGGUGAAGUUGGUCGAGAUUGAACUUGAAGGCGAUUCCUCUGCAUAUAGCAUAGAAGAUGUUUUCGAUGCUGUAGAGCGCAAAGUGGUCGAGUUUCAAAAGGUCAAGCAUACAGCCGAUGCCAUGCGCGAUCGAGCGCAAUGCGCUGAGCGGAAACUUGUGGAUCUAGAGGCAAGAAUGAAUGCCCUAGAAGCGAUCGAUUACUCGGCGGCUCCCAAGUUGACUGAGGCGUUGAUACAUAUCGCAGUGAUGGCAAGCGAGGAAGAAGGCAGGAUAAGCUUAUCAUGA